Molecule: messenger RNA, 1064 nt
Organism: Chilo suppressalis (striped riceborer)
Lineage: Eukaryota; Metazoa; Arthropoda; Insecta; Lepidoptera; Crambidae
Source: the annotation of a GenBank genome assembly
CAAACACGCAAAAUAGACCAUUUUCUUAUUUUCGGAAUCCCGUAAAUAACCAAUUUAAGUUCGGAAUCUCAAGUACCUCACAAGCGCCGCGUCCUCAACAAAACACGGAUGUUUCAAUGCGCACCGUAGCACCUAUAAGACUAAACAUGCUGAAUGAUUCACAAGAAACAAGUGAACAUCUAAACGAGUCCCCCUCACCUUUUUACGAUACAAAUAGUCAAGGAAAUGAGGAGUUUAUCUAUAAAAAUUCUUACGAAAUAAACAAAUUACAGUACGAUUCCGAUUUUCCCCCAAUUUCAAUAUGGAGACCAAAAUUUUUCGAUAAUAGCCUCCGAUACAGAGGAGCGUGAAAUAGUACAAAUAAAUUAUACCUCAACUAUGCGUUUGCCACACAUAGAAUUACCGGAAAUAAAUGCAAUUUUUUUAAUCGAUACCGGAAGUACCCGUUCCUUUGUUAGCUCAGAACUGGUCAAUAAAUUCUUUUUAAAUUAUAAAUUUCACGAGCCCUUCGAAGUAAUAAGUACACACGCACGUAGUACACAUAAUAAAGCAAUAGAAAUUCCUAUGUUUAAAACAUUUAAAACCCCCGGAAUACAUAAGUUUUAUGUCUAUACGGUAGAUAAUAAGUAUGACGGUUUAAUUAGGUAGUGAUCUGCUAAUUCAACUAAAUGCGAAUAUAGACAUGAAAAAUAAAUUAUUAAAAAUUCAAAAUACAGAAAUCCCUAUUUUAUAUCAACCUCCAUACGAGAUUCGUUUGUCGCGUUGUCGAGUGAAAAUACCGACCAAUCAGACAGAAGGAGAGGCACUUUUAAACUUAAAAGACGUCGGUAAAGGCGUACGUAUACCUAGUGCUUUGAUAACUUGUAAGGAAGGUUUUGCGGAAACUAUCCUUCAAAAUACAUCUGCUGAACAGUUAAUUAUUUCUAUAAAGAAACCGUUUACACCCAAUAAUAAUAAUAAUAAUACACCCCAACCUCUAUACCUGUCAAUUGUGUUAGCUUACAAGAAAAGUCCAGAAUUAAAGUAAAUGACAUACAAAAUAUGUCUAUAAAUACGUAAUGUUA